Molecule: messenger RNA, 726 nt
Organism: Cladophialophora bantiana CBS 173.52
Lineage: Eukaryota; Fungi; Ascomycota; Eurotiomycetes; Chaetothyriales; Herpotrichiellaceae
Exons: 2
Coding region: 1-726 (241 amino acids)
Source: RefSeq, a predicted model, not a curated record
AUGCACCCCUUUGCUGGAAAGUGGUCAGAAGUGCAAGUGGCCGAUGCAAAAGUGGUCAUCAAAUACCAGGAGUUGCCAGAUAGACUGCUCUGGGACACCAAUAAGGUCCAAGAGUAUGUGGUCAGCGGAGUGACGGAAUCAUGCAUGCGUCAAAAAUUGCAAGCUUUCCUGUGGCACCAUUCUUUGCGGCUGCUCAUCCGACAGACACACAUUCCGGAAUCUCAUGGAGACUUGGAACGGCAACACUCGUGCUUCAGUAUCUGUAAAGACAUCGUCGCAGCCAUUGCAAGCUACAUUCAGUGCUUCGUGUGCACACGGCCGAUUGGGUAUCUUCUCACAUGCUCCCUCGUUGACUGUGUGUUUCAUUUGAAGCAGGAGCAGAUCAAGCCAUCCACCUUUGCCGAACAAGUUGAUGUACAGGAGCUCUUCAAAGAUAUCAAACGCUUACUCGAAAUACUCGCGCUCUCGGUAGGCUGUGCUCAGCGAGCCCUUAACGCCUUGCGCUGCGUUCUGGUUAUGUCCAGUGACUGGGACUUUGGGGUGGAAAUGAACGAAACCUCGAACGUGUCAGAAUCUCUGCGAAGCGGCGGCCACGAUGCCUUCAUUGGCAGGAAUCAGGGUUUUCCAGCCGUCUACUCUGAGACAGGCAUCACAGAAACUCUGGACUUCCUGGGUCUGUUGCCGACGAAGGAUUUGUUGACCACCUUCGACUCCGAUAAAUUGUGA